Molecule: messenger RNA, 1304 nt
Organism: Trichogramma pretiosum
Lineage: Eukaryota; Metazoa; Arthropoda; Insecta; Hymenoptera; Trichogrammatidae
Exons: 2
Coding region: 291-1148 (285 amino acids)
Biological process (GO): DNA recombination; DNA integration
Molecular function (GO): DNA binding
Source: RefSeq, a predicted model, not a curated record
CUUGCAUUAGGAUAUAGACCGCGUUUAUAGACGUAAUACGACGACUUCGUGCUCAAGUACGGACCAAAACCAACAUUUUUUCAUAUAAAAUGUACCGAAUUUUUAAAAAUUUUCCUCGUUUACAUCGAUUUUGAUUGUAUGUAUAUUGUGUAGUUUGUAUUGUGUAGAUUGUAUGUACGUAUAUGAUUGUUUGAACUAUAUAUAAACAUAGGCCUAACGAUUGGCAAUGCUCUGCACAACAGUCUGCUUUCGGCCGCCGUUAUUCGAGGGUUAUACCAGCUUGCUUAAAAAUGAGUGAUAGCGAUUGUGAGAUAAUUGAUGAAACAGAAGAUAUAAUUGAAAUUUCACAGUUGACUAAAGAUGACACCACACAAGAAUUAAACUCAAGUAAUUCGUCGCUCGAUCGAUAUCGCCAGGAAUUUGGCAUUUUUCAGAUAUGGUUGAAAAGUCAAGAAGCCAACACGGUGGACGAGGAGCUACUGUUGGCGUAUUUUAAGGAAAUUUCAUCGGAGUACAAUCCUUUAACGUUAAAGUCGAAGUACUCAAUGUUGAAAAAUAUGAUUAAAUCGAGUUACGAUAUUGACAUCGGUGAAUACGAACAAUUAAAGACUUACUUAAACGACAUUGCUGCUGGCUGUAAAGUGGUGAAAACAAAAGUUUUCACAAGUGAACAGAUACAACGAUUUUUGGAUGAAGCGCCAAAUGAACAAUUUUUACUUGCAAAAAUUGCAUUGAUUCUUGGAUCACAGGGUGCAUGUGACAGUCGAGAGCUUCGCGAAUUAACAAUGAACGAUGUCGAACUCAACAAAACAUUUGUCGUCAUUAAAAUCCAGGAUUCAACAAGUGAUUUUCCAAAGGUCGUCACACUCGUUGGCAAAAAUUUCGAACUUGUCAAAUCUUAUUUGCAGUUAAGGCCUGAAGGUAUUCUUCCAUUUUUUGUGGACUAUCGCAAUGGAAAUUGUUACAACCAAGUGUAUGGUAGAAAGAUCAGUACUGUGCCAAAAGUUAUUGCAAAUUGGUUGAAAUUAGAAGAGCCUGAGCUAUACAACUCCAGGAGUUAUAGUUCAUUUUAUAUAAAAAAAAAGAAAAAAUCAGAUAGAAAUCUCAGUAGACCAGAAAAAAAGUUAAAAACUACACAUGCACAAUAAAAACACUGAGUGUCUUUUAAAAUAAACCUGUACAUAAGUAAUUUAUGAUUUUGUAUUAAAAAAAUUAAUGACUGACUUUACUUUGAAGUACUUAAACAAUAAGUCAUAAAAUUGGACUUUGAUAAUUUUGUAAAAAUAAAAUGUAAGUUUAUCAAA